GCCGUCUGGGGCAGGCUCCCGAUGAAGGAUGAGGAGGAGGUGCGCGCACUCUGGCGCGAGUACGUGGCGCGCGCGUACGAGGCCGACGUCUUUUCCGACGGCGACGCCACGCGCAAACCGAAACAUCGCCGCAAGCGGCCGGCGGCCGGCGCGGCGGCUGCUGCGAGUGGGAGUGGCGGCGGCAGCGGCGCGAGCGGCGCCGGCGGCGGCGGCGCGGGCGGCGAGGACCCGCCGCCGCCGCUGCCCGGCCGCCGCGUCCGCGUAUGGUGGCCGGCUGAGAAGCGCUGGUUCCGCGGGCUCGUGCUCAGCAGCAGCGCCGCCGAGGGCCACACCAUCAAGUACGAGGACGGAGAGGUGCUACGCCACCUGAUGGAGAGGGAGGGCUGGCGGUGGGACUACGUCGAGACGUCGGGCCGCGUGGCGCGGGCGGCGGGCAGGUCGUCCGACGCGGCGAGCAGCAGCGGCGGCGAGGGCGGCGGCGGCGGCGGCGGUGGCUUCAGGCGCCCCGCCCCGCUGGCGGUGCAGUUCCCGUGGGAGCUCUCCGGCAGCGCCGAGCCGUCGCCUGUGGAGCCGCGGCCGCCAAAGCCGCCGAAGCCGCCAAAGGAGUGGACGCCGUCCCCAUCGUGCGAGGCGUGCGCCGGCAAGCACCGGCCGCACACGUGCGGCAAGGUGAAACGGCGGUGA
Molecule: messenger RNA, 684 nt
Organism: Emiliania huxleyi CCMP1516
Lineage: Eukaryota; Haptophyta; Isochrysidales; Noelaerhabdaceae
Exons: 2
Coding region: 22-684 (220 amino acids)
Source: RefSeq, a predicted model, not a curated record